CGUUUAUUUUUCAUUAUUCAGCGGUUUUUAAGAGAAAACUUUUAUUAAUCGAACAUUUUUAUUUAUAUUGCUAUUCUCUUUAUCGAAAAAAUAGUUAUAAAGAAAAUUAGAAAAAAAAUGGAAAGUUCUCGAGUUUACUUAUUUUCACGUCAAGAUAUUGCUCCAAGUAAAGCGACGUGUAGAAGUUUGUUUGGAGAAGUUGAUCACGAACAAACAAAGAAGGAAUUGCAACUUCAAUAUGAAAAACUGCUCGAACAAAAAUCCGAACACUGGAACUUCAAUUUUAAGGAACAAAAACCUGGUGACAAUAAAGACGGUUUGCAAUGGGUUCCUUCUGAUAUAGAUUUUUCUGAAAAUACUUACACACCAGGAAAAAGUUUAAUUGGUGCAUUAACGCAAAACACAUUGUCCUCAGCAAGCUUGGAAAGUGCGAAUAGUAUAAACGUUGAGCCUUUAGCUAUUGAGGAUUGUCAAAUAAUAAAAACCGUUAUGGGAACUCAGAUACGUUCGUGUAAAUACAAUGAUAACACAAAAUUAUGUGGAAAGAAAAAAAAACAUCAAAAAACAAUCGAUGAAUUUAUGAAAAAGAAAAAGUUUAAUUCAUCUUUAAAUCUGACACUUUGUAAAGAACCUAUAGCAUCUAGGCUCCGAUCCUCUGAGAUUUCCGUUUAAAGUUUCUCCACAUAAUCAGCUUUAUUUCUUCUGAGAAGAAAAUUUAUAAAUAGACUUCCUUUUACGAAGCUCCUAUUGGUGGGAAUGUUUCUCCUAUGUUCGCGAAUGUUCUGUUGACAGAACGUCUUCGUGGAAUCACCCCGCAUAUCUUUUUUUUUUUAGAGUGGUUUGACAUUUUUUUAUAGUAAUUAGCAAAAGUUAUUUUUUUAUCUUAGAUAUUUACUGUUUAAAUUGUAUAUAUAUUAUCGCAAUUCUUGUAUAUAAUUUAUUUGAGUUCAUACUUCUGUAUGGAAUAAAAGAAAUACAUUCACAACUUCA
Messenger RNA from Hydra vulgaris (swiftwater hydra), 990 nucleotides. RefSeq lists its product as uncharacterized. NCBI's taxonomy places the organism in Eukaryota, Metazoa, Cnidaria, Hydrozoa, Anthoathecata, Hydridae. Gene Ontology annotation, cellular component: nucleus. Gene Ontology annotation, biological process: regulation of cell cycle. The record is from RefSeq and is a predicted model, not a curated record. Gene Ontology annotation, molecular function: cyclin-dependent protein serine/threonine kinase inhibitor activity.